UUUACAUCUGCGAAUAGCUUCAUUGCUGCGGGCUGCCUUUACCACUGAGACACUCAUAUACAUUCUGCCUCACACCCUCCUGUCUAUUGUAGAGGCGGCCCUCGGAUUCCCUCUCUUUUUUAUCUGAAAUUGAACCCUUCUUUUGAUACCCAUCAAAAUGUCCGAUGCCCUUGCUUUUCUCUCGGACAAUCCUGUGACUGCCGCCCUCAAAGAUGCAUAUAGCUCAUUCUCCGCCCGGAGGCAAGCAUUAGGUUUGCCCAAUCCAGGAACCGUAGAAAAUGUCGCCAGAGAAGUUCAGAAGGAUGUCCUCCUAUCCAACUUUAUGUUCACAGGCCUCCGCGCCGACCUGACAAAAGCCUUUGGCAUGUCUCCUCUCUUCCGCGUUUCCCACGCCUUCACAAUGGGUUCGCAGCAAGGAACCCUUCCUCCAUAUACUUUUUCUUCUAUGUUUGGAUCCCCUAAGGUCUUCUUGCAAGGAAACCUCGGCAAUGAUGGAGCUCUUGCUGCCGUAGCCAACUACAGAUGGAAUUCCGCAUGGGUUACAAAAACGAACACGCAGAUAAUGCCAGGAAGUACGCAAGGCUUGAUGCAAAUCGAUAACGACUACACCGGCUCAGACUUCUCCGCUUCCCUUAAAGCCUUCAACCCAUCGUACCUAGAAGGCGGACUUACCGGAAUAUUUGUCGGAAGCUAUCUCCAAUCUGUCACACCAAACCUGGCAUUGGGACUCGAAGCAAUAUGGCAGCGACACGGCCUUGGUGUCUCGCCGGAAACCGCCGUGUCCUAUUGUGCUAAGUACAAGGGCGAUGAUUGGAUUGCCAGUGCCCAGCUUCAAGCCCAGGGCACCAUCAGUGCCUCGUACUGGAAGAAGUUGUCUGAAAAGGUCGAGACUGGUGUUGAUAUGACCCUGAACUUCGCCCCCAAUCCCUCGGGACUCAUGGGUGACACCCGCAAGGAGGGCACCGCGACCGUCGGUGCCAAAUACGAAUUCAGAGCAUCCACCUUCCGAGCUCAGGUUGAUAGUUCUGGCAAGCUGAGUUGCCUCUUGGAAAAGCGCGUCGCCAUGCCUAUCUCUCUCACUUUUGCCGGAGAGAUUGAUCAAGUCAAGCAACAAGCCAAGCUUGGCCUCGCCGUCUCCUUCGAAAUGGCCUCGGAAGAGCUGGCGGAACAGCAAGAAUCCCUCGAGAUGCCCAAUGUUCCCUCUCCGCCAUUCUAAGCUUGCAAACUCCUAUGCAUCCCUGCAAUUGCGUCAAAUGGAUGGCAAAGAUACUGGACGACAAAAGCAAAACAGGAAAACUAUAUCCCAAUUGCAACCCUCGACAGUCUCACCAACGACACCAACCCCAGCCUCACUUUUACCCACUACCAACCACCGAACCACCCUUCACACCUCUCACCACCAUACCAACCCUCUCCUUCCAAUCCCGUGUUUUAGUAGCUCUAUAUUAUCUUCGCUCUUCGUCCCGUGAACACCAUUUCUCAUCUCUCAUCCAUAUCUAGACCUAUGUACGUCUACCCAUCCUUCCUGAAACCAUUAGCAGCACGUGGGUGACUGGCGCAGAGAUGAAAUCCUCCCGCUGUCAAAACAUCUGAUGAUCGAGACCUUUGUUUUCCUCCGCUUCCUUGUUUCCUUUUUGUUAUUUUUCCUUAUCGUGUAUAUCCGAGAUGGCUUGAAUUAGCCUUUCCCUGGGGACGGUGGAUUAGGGACUAGGGCAAACAAAAUAAAGAGGACAUAUAAUCCAUUUCAAAAUUUUCAUUUCCAUCUGUUCACUCUGACAUUAUAUAUAUAUAUAUAUAUGAUAUACACCUAUUUCUCACUUCCCCUUUUUUCCCCUAUUCGUUUUGGAUUUUUCUUUCGUCAGCUGGUAUCCUCCCCCCCCUUUCCCGUGUUUAGCUUCGCCUCCGUGCGUACGUUAAUGUAUUUCUCACUUUUUGUGUUUGGG
Messenger RNA from Histoplasma capsulatum G186AR, 1943 nucleotides. RefSeq names its product mitochondrial import receptor subunit TOM40. Bases 158 to 1216 code for a protein of 352 amino acids. Gene Ontology annotation, biological process: protein import into mitochondrial matrix. The record is from RefSeq and is a predicted model, not a curated record. Gene Ontology annotation, molecular function: transmembrane protein transporter activity. The transcript is spliced from 3 exons. Gene Ontology annotation, cellular component: mitochondrial outer membrane translocase complex; mitochondrial outer membrane. NCBI's taxonomy places the organism in Eukaryota, Fungi, Ascomycota, Eurotiomycetes, Onygenales, Ajellomycetaceae.